This is a messenger RNA of Aspergillus puulaauensis, 1692 nucleotides long. It is a transcript of the gene CCT7, whose product is annotated as chaperonin-containing T-complex subunit CCT7. Gene Ontology annotation, molecular function: ATP binding; ATP hydrolysis activity; ATP-dependent protein folding chaperone. The record is from RefSeq and is a predicted model, not a curated record. The transcript has 6 exons. Bases 1 to 1692 code for a protein of 563 amino acids. Gene Ontology annotation, biological process: protein folding. Gene Ontology annotation, cellular component: chaperonin-containing T-complex. NCBI's taxonomy places the organism in Eukaryota, Fungi, Ascomycota, Eurotiomycetes, Eurotiales, Aspergillaceae.
AUGGCCUUCGCCGGCCAAACCCCCACUAUUGUUGUCCUUAGAGAGGGCACCGAUGCCUCUCAGGGAAAGGGCCAGAUCCUCUCUAACAUCAAUGCCUGCGUUGCGGUUCAGUCCACAGUGAAAAGCACGCUUGGCCCGUACGGAGGAGACCUGUUACUUGUUGAUACCAAUGGAAGACAGACGAUCACAAACGAUGGUGCAACAGUGAUGAAGCUGUUGGAUAUCGUGCACCCGGCCGCUAGAAUCCUUACCGAUAUUGCUCGUUCCCAAGAUGCCGAAGUUGGAGAUGGAACAACAUCAGUCGUCGUUCUGGCGGGUGAGAUCUUAAGAGAAGUUCGGGAGCUGGUUGAGCAGGGCGUCAGCUCACAAACCAUCAUCAAGGGUCUACGAACUUCGAGUGCGAUGGCCGUCAACAAAGUCAAGGAGAUUGCGGUGGACAUGAUUGAUUCUGCCGGAAGUGAAGAAAAGAAGGUGGUAACCCUCCGGAGGUUGGCUGCAACCGCUAUGAACAGCAAGCUCAUCAAGCGGAACUCGGACUUCUUCACCAAGAUGGUCGUGGAUGCGGUCCUGUCGCUCGACCAAGAUGACUUGAACGAGAAAUUGAUCGGUGUUAAGAAGGUUACUGGUGGUGGUCUCCAGGACUCUCUCUUUGUCAACGGUGUGGCAUUCAAGAAGACCUUUUCCUACGCUGGUUUCGAACAACAGCCCAAAUCCUUCAGGGACCCCAAGAUUGUGUGUCUGAAUGUGGAGUUGGAACUUAAGAGCGAAAAGGAUAACGCCGAGGUCCGUGUUGAGCAAGUGUCUGAGUACCAGGCUAUCGUCGACGCAGAGUGGCAGAUUAUCUACAACAAGCUUGAGGCCAUCUACAAAUCAGGCGCCAAGGUUGUUCUCAGCAAACUUCCCAUUGGUGAUCUGGCUACACAAUACUUUGCGGACCGCGACGUCUUCUGUGCCGGUCGUGUUGCGUCAGAUGAUAUGGACCGUGUGUGCCAGGCGACUGGAGCGGCCGUUCAGUCGACGUGCACUGAUAUUCAAGAUCGCCACCUGGGUACUUGCGGCUCGUUUGAGGAGCGCCAGAUUGGUGGGGAGCGUUUCAAUCUGUUCUCCGAGUGCCCUAAGGCUAAGACAUGUACACUCGUGCUGCGCGGUGGAGCUGAGCAGUUCAUUGCCGAGGUUGAGCGGAGUUUGCACGAUGCCAUCAUGAUCGUUAAGCGUGCAUUGCGUAACACGACCAUUGUUGCCGGUGGUGGAGCCUGCGAACUAGAGCUAUCCGGCUACCUCCACCGGUAUGCCGACCGAAAUGUUCCUUACAAGCAGCAGGCGGUUGUCAAGGCGUUCGCCAAGGCAUUGGAGGUUAUUCCCCGACAGCUGUGCGACAACGCAGGCUUUGACGCCACGGAUAUUCUAAACCGCCUGCGGGUGGAACAUUACAAGGGCAACACCUGGGCUGGUGUCGAUUUUGACCAUGAGGGCGUCCGUGACAACAUGGUCGCGUUUGUGUGGGAGCCUAGCUUGGUUAAGGUCAACGCCAUUCAAGCGGCCGUGGAGGCUGCUUGCCUGAUUUUGAGUGUUGACGAGACCAUCAAAAACGAGGAAUCUGCUCAAGCCCAGGGCCCGUCGCGUGGCCUGCCGCCUGGUGCUGCACAACGGGCUCUUGGUGGAGGCCGUGGCCGUGGUAUGCCGAGACGAUAG